AUGAAGGUGGAAGUUGCGCGAGAGAAACUUUUAUCAAACUUUGAGGUAUACAACCAUCUUGUAGAUAUACAAAAAGAAAACAAUUGGAAUUUCACGUUGGGUGAGGAUACCAAUAAGAAACAACGGAGAAAGAGAGGAAACCAUCUAAUAGAUCUAGAAAUAAUUACAAGAGAGCUUUCAGGAUUUUUGAUUCGAACAGGGCAGUCAAAUGACUAUACGAGAGAGAAUGUGGUGGAAUUUAUGACCGGUCUGAAUCAGUACAGUUUGAUGAAAAUAGAGAAACUUGAGAUCUUGAACAGACUGCCACGAACGAUCGUCUCCCUAUUCUCCGUGAUUGAGGAAUGCGACCAGAGAUUUAGUGACGAGCAAUGUAAUAGCAUGCUGGAACUCGUGCAAAGGUGUUUCCCUGUUGCACAGGAAGCGGUGGAAGAAGACCGUAUGGAAGUUGAACAAGAAGAAGAGGAGGAAGAAGAGGAAGUGAUUGCGGAACAGUUUGAAAUGGAAGAGCUAGAACAUGAGACGUUUGCUAAGAUAGAUGAAGCAGAGGAGCAAGAAGAGUGA
This is a messenger RNA of Ogataea parapolymorpha DL-1, 561 nucleotides long. RefSeq lists its product as uncharacterized. Lineage: Eukaryota; Fungi; Ascomycota; Pichiomycetes; Pichiales; Pichiaceae. The transcript has 2 exons. Gene Ontology annotation, biological process: transcription initiation at RNA polymerase III promoter. The record is from RefSeq and is a predicted model, not a curated record. Gene Ontology annotation, cellular component: RNA polymerase III complex. Bases 1 to 561 code for a protein of 186 amino acids. Gene Ontology annotation, molecular function: nucleotide binding.